Messenger RNA from Leptidea sinapis, 983 nucleotides. Its product is annotated as proteasome assembly chaperone 2. The transcript has a single exon. Gene Ontology annotation, biological process: proteasome assembly. The record is from RefSeq and is a predicted model, not a curated record. Gene Ontology annotation, cellular component: cytosol; nucleus. Bases 95 to 838 code for a protein of 247 amino acids. NCBI's taxonomy places the organism in Eukaryota, Metazoa, Arthropoda, Insecta, Lepidoptera, Pieridae.
CAUAAAAUCCAAAAAAAAAAAAAUAAAGCUGUGAAACGAGAACUUAGAAGUCAUUACAAAAAUUUACGUGCGGAAAUAAUAUAUUAUCAGCAUUAUGGUUCUGAAAAACCAUUGGAAAUUUGUAAAAGACAUUGAUCUAAGCGGGCAUACAUUAAUUAUUCCAAGCGUUGCGACUGGAAAUGUCGGACAACUUACUUGUGAUUUAGUUAUUUCUUCCCUUGGUAUGAAUUUGUUAGCAUCUGUUUACACUCCUGCACAAAUACCUGUAUUCGGAAGUGAUCCAUACGAUCUCACUUCGACUUCUUUUUCAUCAUCAUGUCAGUUAUAUGUGUCUUCAUCUCACAAGCUGAUUGUUCUUCAAAUUAGGGCGCCAUUAAUUUAUAAAUACGCUCAAGAGUUUUUAGAACACCUUGUGAAUGAAUUUAAGGAAAGAAAGAUAAGAGAUAUAAUAAUAUUGACAAGUAGUUAUGCACAUGAAAAAAAACACAUAAUGAGUUCUCCUUUCAGAUAUCUUUCAAGUGAAGUUACACCGUAUAGAGAAAAAAUUGACUAUUUUAAGUUAAUGUUGCAUGAAUCGCACAAUGACAGCUUAAAGAUUUUUGGAGGUGGCUAUGCUUCAAUGUUGUAUAAAAUUAUUAAAGAAAAAGGUUUACCAUGUCUUGUGUUGUAUAAAUACUGCUCGGAAGGAGACAAUAUUCCCGACUCUUAUGACAUGAUUGGCUGUUUAAACAAUAUAUAUCCUUUGUUUGAUGAACAAGAUGAUAUCUAUGGCAAAUUAGUGCAGCCAGCUUCCUGGACACUUCUUUUUGGUCGUCCACCUCCCCAGGACAUCUAUUAAUAUUUUAUAGUUAUUAUGAUGGUGAAGAUAGAUUUUCAUAAUAUUGUUUGUUAAAGAAAAUUUUCAAAAUUGAACAUUGUUUAAUAAAUUGAAUGUUAGUGUUACUUUUAUACUUGAACAUUAUUAAUAAAAACUGGAAAAUAAA